Perca fluviatilis (European perch) is the source of this 2147-nucleotide messenger RNA. Its product is annotated as TSC22 domain family protein 1-like. Lineage: Eukaryota; Metazoa; Chordata; Actinopteri; Perciformes; Percidae. Bases 245 to 688 code for a protein of 147 amino acids. Gene Ontology annotation, biological process: regulation of transcription by RNA polymerase II. The transcript is spliced from 3 exons. The record is from RefSeq and is a predicted model, not a curated record.
UCUCGACCAAUCAGGGCCCGGCCUCUCAGCGCGUCGCUGUAUAAAUUAUGCGGGCUUGUCCAGAGCUGCAGAUUUCUGUGUAGAGACGAGAUGAGCUGACCUUGGAUUGUAUUCGUACCGCUACGUUCGGUGCACGAGCUUUAACGGACAGAAUAUAGAAUAGCGCGUGUGGAUGUGCUUUGCGGCGCUGGUCGCGUGGAGGUCGAGUCGGGACACUGGGCCGUUCGUCAACGGACUGUAAAACAUGAGCAGCAUGAAUACGCCGUGCUACACCGUGGCUAUGGAUCUAGGCGUCUGCCAGCUGAGACAUUUCUCCAUAUCGUUUCUGUCGUCUUUAUUGAGCGCAGAUGUGAAGCUCGACAACAGUUCGUCAGGAGCCAGCGUUGUGGCCAUAGACAACAAGAUUGAACAAGCAAUGGACCUCGUGAAGAGCCACCUGAUGUAUGCCGUGCGUGAGGAGGUGGAGGUCCUAAAGGAGCAGAUCAAGGAACUGAUUGACCGCAACUCUCAGUUGGAGCAGGAGAACACCCUGUUGAAGACACUGGCCAGCCCAGAGCAGAUGGCCCAGUUCCAGGCCCAGGUUCAGACCGGCUCCCCGCCUGCUCCUUCAACAUCUGCCACACCGGGACCCCCAAGCACCGCUGCACUUGCUCAGCCCCCCUCGCACAGCUCUGGCCCGUCGGCGUAGCCUGGUCUGCACUGACUGACUGACUUACUGACCGUUUUUUUUCCAGUUCUGCUACAGCAGCAGAGCUAAACCUUGCCUUCUACAGCAGGAGGUUACGCUGUUAAGACAAGAAUUUGCACAUAUUUAUCUCUCAGAAGGAUGCAGCCAGCGGGACGUGCGGUGCUUUACAGCACGGUGGUGGAGGGGGGGACGAUCUUGAGAUGCUUUGUGGGAUUUGGGGGUUGGUUUCAGAGAAGAGAAUUGAAUCAUCGAACAUUUGCCAAAUAACCCUUGGACAUAUCAACUAGAAUGUCUAACCAAGAAGAAACAAAACAGCUUAUCAGUGGCGACAAUAUACUUAGCUAUAGAUACAAAAAAUCAAAAAAAAUCACUGUGCCUGUGUCUGGAUUUUAGGCGAUGUCAAUUUUAGAAGGCGAUGGAAGAGUAGGAGGGUGGAGGAUUGUAUUAGUUGUUACCUUUUUUUUUUUUUUUUGCUGAAUGAUGUAAAUAAAAGUGGUUCUCUCUCAAGGCUAGAUCCUAAAGUUACAAGCGGAGAGAUUUGAGAGAGACUAAAAGCCUUCUUAGAGUGACAAAUGAAGAAUGUGAGCAAUUAUUAUGACGGAGUCCCCAUCUGGAAUGGGGGAGUCGGGGGGAGGGCGUGGGAGGGUAUUUUGAACAACACUGAGCAUUGAUGACGUUUCUUCAACUGUGGGUUGGUGGGGAUGAACAAACCGUGGUUUCUUAUGGAGAUGAUGAUAUUCUAUUUCAGUAUUUCACUUUCAAGCUCCUCGUUUUGCCCUGGACAAAGCUCAUCGUUGCUGUUUUCUCAACCCUGCAGUGGCAUGUCAUUUAAACCUUAUUUGACAGGGUUGAGAUAUUGGGCUAAGCUGCAUUUUCUUUUUUUUCCUAAAAGUUUGAUGGGCAGAAGAUGAUGUAUAUUUCUGUAUAGUGUAAGUACCAUGUAAAAUAGUGAGGAGGAGAACAGAGGCUAUCUUGGUCACACAGAUUGAAAGCGGGUGAGCGAUGAACGUGCUGGUCUUGCCCAGUCUGUGUCGUCUAUUUUUAAUGCUGUAUUUUCAAGACUGUGGAUGGACAGGAGUUUAGGUAAUUUAACUGACAACACACAGCCAACCAUACUGUCCAUAUCCCUUACUGCAACUAAAGAAACUCUUACUGUAAAAUCAUUUUCACUUUGCUAUUUUUAUUUCUGGAGUAUUGCACCUUUUUUUUUUUUUUUUUUUUUUUGACCGUGAAAUACUUUUUGGAUGAACAAUAUCUUAAAACUCAACAUAAAAAGAAAACUACAAAUACAAACUGUAAGAGAUGUUUUUUUUUUUUUUUCAUCCUAUGUAUCAGUUGUAUGCUCAUGUUCUGUGCAUGUUUCUGCAAAGACCGGUUGAGAUAUUGUAACAUACAUACCACAAUUGCACUUGACAGCUGCACUUCACAACUUUCAAUAAACGUGCUUAAGGAAGAAUAA